Messenger RNA from Sphenostylis stenocarpa, 993 nucleotides. NCBI's taxonomy places the organism in Eukaryota, Viridiplantae, Streptophyta, Magnoliopsida, Fabales, Fabaceae. The record is from the annotation of a GenBank genome assembly.
AUGCAACAUUUCGUGGAUUUGCAAGAGAAUUCGGAGCUGGGUGAGACCAAUUCAUGGCUUUCAGCCAAAGAGCACUCGUUAGCGUCCGGUGCGCCGCCCAAUACCAAUUUGGAUCGCGACCUCUUCAACGACCUCGUUGAGAUUGUCCCUCUCGUUCAGUCUCUCAUCGAUCGCAAAGCAAGCCGUUCAUUCACGCGGCGUGGUUCCAUGAUCUACACCAAGACACCUACAAGAGAAUCGUUGUCUAGAAAAGUAACUGAUUCAAAAAGUAGGAAUGUUGCCCAAUCUAUUCCUGCCAAAAAGAAAAGGGAUCAUGGAGAAAAAGAACAAGGAAAAAAUGGUGGCAAUGAUGCUGAUGGCUAUUCCAUGAUUUCUUCAAGAUCUUUGGCUUCAGAAAAGGACAGUGAAGAGUUAGGUAUUCUGAAGGAGCAGGUAGAGGAACUUCAGAGGAAACUGUUGGAGAAAGAUGAACUUUUAAAGUCAGCAGAAAAUUCUAGAGACCAGUUGAGUGCUUUUAAUGCAAAACUUGAUGAACUGAAACACCAGGCUUCAGAAAAGGACACUUUACUGAAAUUUACUCAACAGCAGCUCUCUGAUGCUAAGAUUAAGCUUGCAGACAAGCAAGCUUCUCUUGAAAAGAUACAAUGGGAAGCAAUGACAUCCACCAAGAAAGUAGAGAAACUCCAAGAUGAGCUAGGUUCCAUGCAAGCUGAUAUUUCAUCAUUCACGUUAUUACUGGAAGGAUUAUCAAAAGCUGACACUGCUAAAUACACUGACGAUUAUGAUGUCAAGCCGUAUGAUUUCAGUCACGUGCCUAGUAUUGAUGAUUUGGAAGAGAUGGACUUACAGAAAAUGGAAGAAGCAAGAAAAGCUUAUAUGGCUGCUGUUGCUAUUACCAAAGACAAACAAGAUGAGGAAUCAAUUGCAGCUGCUGCCAAUGCUAGGUUACACCUUCAGUCACUUGUUUUCAAAUCCAAAGCUCUUAACCUGUAA